Molecule: messenger RNA, 2143 nt
Organism: Lucilia cuprina (Australian sheep blowfly)
Lineage: Eukaryota; Metazoa; Arthropoda; Insecta; Diptera; Calliphoridae
Product: zinc finger protein 502-like
Exons: 4
Coding region: 103-2076 (657 amino acids)
Biological process (GO): regulation of transcription by RNA polymerase II
Cellular component (GO): nucleus
Molecular function (GO): DNA-binding transcription factor activity, RNA polymerase II-specific; RNA polymerase II cis-regulatory region sequence-specific DNA binding
Source: RefSeq, a predicted model, not a curated record
AUAACAAUUUAUGUUUUGUAGUGAAAUAAAUAUUUGUGUAAACUAUUAAUUGUACGAAAAUAUAAUUUUUGGUGAAAAAUAUUAAAAAAAUUUCUUAACGAAAUGCAGACAAAAGUACAAAACAUGCAAAAUUACCAUGGAUACACAAAAUGUGGCGAAAUAUUAAGACCGCCAUCGGAAAGCUUCCAGCGACCUUAUGUGCUGAAAUGUUUUAAUUGCAAGGAAAUUUAUUUACUUUUUGAGGCAUUCAUAUUCCAUUUGGAAGAUCAUUGCAGUGGUGCAAUUAAAUGUAUUCAAAAUCCUAAAAAUACUGUAUUCACCUCUGAUUCAACAAACAAUAAUGGUGAUGAUCAAAUGGAUUUUGGGGACACAAUUGAUGUUACAGACGUAAAUGUAAAAGUUGAGGAGAAUAAUUAUGCGAUGCAAACGGUAGAUCCUUUGAUUGUCGUAAAACCAGAAUAUAAUUCUGAAGAUGAAAGCUCUUCCAUGAAAGAAGAAUUAAAAUUGCCAGAGGCAACGAAAACUAAUAAGGAUAGUACUAAAAAUGAUGAAGAAAGUAAUUUAAAAUCAGUGGAGGAAGCAUGUGAAACAGAUGAUUCUAUGGAAAAUAUAAAUAAAACUAAUGGUGAAGAAUCUGACUGCAGUUAUGAAGAAAUAGACAAUAGCACAGAUAAUACUAUAACUUGUGAUGAAGAUGAAGAUGAUGAGUAUGAACAUGUUACUACAUCAAAGAAUUAUUGGGAAUGUCCUAAAAAACAGUUGCCUUUUAUUACUGAAUUUCUAAAGUCAAAGAGUGAUGUGACUGCUCUUAUUGAGGCCUAUAAAAAUCAACCUUCUUUAUGGAACAAAAAUUUUCCAUUUUUAAGAUAUAAAAUAAAACGACAAAACUGUUUGCAACAAAUUGCUCAAGAACUUAAGGAAAAACAGAAUAAGGAAAUCACUUGGAAUCAGGUUGCAAACAUUAUCGUAUAUUUAUGUAGAAAAUAUCGCGAAGACUUAAAAUGUAUUAAGGACAGUAAGGAAGGUGAUAAGAAAUACAGCCCAUCCUGGUUUUUCGAAGAAUUAAACUUCUUACGGCCAUUUAUGGAAAAUAAUCCGAUUGCAAAAUUAGACUCUCAUUUACCAGAUCUAUUGCCGGAACAAAUAAUAAAAAUAUUAGAAAUAUAUAAAGGAUUUCCUCAUCUCUGGAAUACGGAAUUAAUCGAACAUUAUUGUAAAAACAAAAUAAAUGUUGCCAAACAGGAAAUGUUGCAACAAUUAGAAACCAAGCUGGGAUUGAAAAUCACAGAGAACAUAUUGGAGGAUUAUUUUCGUACAAUUAAUAAUUGUUUUACGCGAGCAAAACGUAUCAAAUCUGACAGACAAAAAAACAAGAAAAGUAAAAGCUCUGUUGCAGAUGAAAAUACACAGGACGAUUAUUAUGAGCACAUGCUAUUUCUUUAUGAUCAUGUAGGUUUCUUUAAAUGCUCUGAAUGUCAACGCACCUUCAAGAGUACAUUGUGCUUAAAAAUACACCAAACUCAGGAACAUGGAUCAGAACCGCCUUCAUGUUCCUUGUGCAAAAAGACUUUCAAAACUGCCAAUUCAUUUACUAAUCAUGCAAAACGUCAUAUGGAGGACCUAAACCACGAGUGCAAAGAAUGUGGCAAGAAAUUUUUACAUUCCAAUGAAUUGCGUAUACAUAUGCGUAAUCAUACCGGUGCCAAACCGUUUUGUUGUGAGAUAUGCGGGGCGUCGUUUCGUCAUAUUCAAGGUUUUAGUAAUCAUCAUCGACGUCAUAUAAAAAACUAUCUCCAUACUUGUGGUAUUUGCAGUAAAGGUUUCUAUUCGAAGGAUCGUUAUAAUGACCAUAUGAAUGCCCAUUCAAAUAUUCGUUCGCAAAUAUGUACUGUAUGUGGCAAAGCAUUUAUAACGAAAAGAUCAUUGCAGCAGCAUGUUGUAAUACAUGAUGAUGUACGAAGGCACGCUUGUAAAUUAUGUGGUAAAACGUUUAAACACAAAACAGGAGUCAACCAGCACAUGAGAACUCAUGGUAUAGCGAAUAGUGAAGAAAAAAGUACUGUAAAUAAGGAAUAAAAUAAUUUUGUAUACAAAAUUUUUAUGUCUUAAGUUUUUUAAUUUAAAACAAAAUAAUGAAAGUAUU